Messenger RNA from Nymphaea colorata (pocket water lily), 3360 nucleotides. Its product is annotated as disease resistance protein RUN1-like. The coding region runs from base 1 to 3360 and encodes 1119 amino acids. Gene Ontology annotation, biological process: defense response. Lineage: Eukaryota; Viridiplantae; Streptophyta; Magnoliopsida; Nymphaeales; Nymphaeaceae. The record is from RefSeq and is a predicted model, not a curated record. Gene Ontology annotation, molecular function: ADP binding. The transcript has 5 exons.
AUGACUGCUAGCGAGGAAGGCGACCUCAUAUACGACAAAGUCAUUCCAUGGGUUCAGAAAGCAUUGGAACAUAGGAUUCCCCUGGACAUCAGACAACCGCUAGUUGGUAGUGAUUCCCAGAUGGAACAAAUAUGCAGACACCUGAAGAUUGGUUCCAAAAUCAUCCAAAUGAUUGGUAUCCACGGGAUGGGCGGGAUCGGCAAAACUACCAUUGCCAAGGCGAUCUACAACAGAAUUUUUAUGAACUAUGAGCGGCAUGGUUUCAUUUCCAACAUUAGGGAGGAAUGUGAAGAGCGUGGGCUUCUCUCUGUGCUGAACAAAGUUCUGCAGAUCCUGGGGAUCGAACCAAGGCACGAUGUGCAUCAAUAUAUGAGUUUGGUGAAGAGACGUCAUUCAAGGGCGUUGCUUCUUGUUCUUGACGAUGUUGCUAAUCAUGGCCAACUGAGUGCAUUGGCAGGAGACACAUCUUGGUUUGGUGAAGGCAGUAAAAUUAUUGUCGCCACAAGAGAUGAGAAUGUAUUGCUUAAGCAUGGAAUGUCACGCACUUCAGAUAUUUUUCAACUUCAAGAACUGAAUCAAGAUGAGGCCCUCAAACUCUUCUGCUAUCAUGCAUUUGAUGGGGAUGAUUUUCCACCAGACAACAUUGCUGAAUUAUCGAGGAAAGCUGUCUCCGCUAUUGGCGGUUUGCCUUUAGCUCUUGAGGUCUUGGGCCCUUUGUUUAAGGGUAUAAAAGAUUCUGAAGAGUGGAAGAAGAGGUUGAAUCAACUGAAGCAAGUUCAAGAUCACGAUGAUAUAUAUAAGAAGCUCAGAAUAAGUUAUGAAGCACUAGAAAAGUCAGAGAAAUGUAUAUUUCUUGAUGCGGCUUGCUUUUUCAGUCAUGAAACAGAUAUUGAAACUGCAAGCCAUGUUUGGGAGUCUCAUGGUUUGAUCCCAGACAAAGCUAUUGAAUCCCUCACAAGCAAGUCUCUGAUAAAAUCCAAUGCAAGUAGAAAUUUGGAGAUGCAUAGCUUAAUCCAAGAUAUGGGGAAGUGGAUUGUACGUGAAGAAGACCUUCUUUACCCUCAAAAUCGCAGCAGAUUGUGGUCUAACUUAGAUUCCAUAGAAGUAUUACUCCAUCCCAAGGGGACUGACAAGAUUGAAGCUAUCAGUUUCAAUUUGGAAAAGGUGGACGGACCAGAAGUAUGUUUAAACCCAGAAGCAUUGGCAAAACUACGUAAUGUUAGGCUGCUCCAUUUGAAUCACGCCAACUUUGUAUUCGAACCAUACAACCUUCCGUUAGAACUGGAAUGGCUGGAAUGGCAUGGCUGUCCAAUAAGGUGGGUUCCUGAAAACAUUAGUUUGCAGAAAGUUGCGGUUAUUGAUCUUUCAGGGAGUAUGAUCAUUUGGCUUACCGAUAGUAGAUAUCAGCCAGGAAAAAGAAGAUUUGAAAAGCUGAAACAUCUCUACUUGUCUGGCUGCAUGAAUCUAAGAACAACUUUUGAUAUUGCUUAUUUCCCAAAUUUAGAGAAGAUAGUGCUAGACAACUGUGAGAACUUAUGUCAACUCCAUGGAUUCGACACACUUAAGAAGUUGACUCAUUUGAGCAUGAAACGAUGCAGUGAAUUGAGAGAGCUACCCAAUAGUAUCGGUCAAGUGAGUUGCCUUAAGUUCCUUGAUAUCUCUUUAUGCACCAAACUUUCUAGCUUGCCUGAAGAUCUUGGAAAUUGGAAAUCAUUGACAAAAUUCAAGGCAAAGAGGUGUGGGAUUGUUGUUCUAACUGAGACACUAGGGACACUAGAAAAACUUGAGAAGCUUUCCUUAAAGGGUUGCAUCGGGAUCCAGACUUUGCCUCUUUCUAUGAGGAAAAUGAAAAGUUUAAGUAAGCUCAACAUAAGCUGCACGCGUAUAAGCCAGUUUCCUGAGGAUUUUGGGAUGAUCUCUGAGUUGACUUCUCUUAAGGCAAAGGGUUGCCGGAUCAAACAAUUGCCUGAAGGCUUCGGAAUGCUCGUGAAGUUGAGGACUUUGAGCGUUGAGACACCGAAGACCAAUCACAACAUCAAAUUUCCUUCGAGUUUCUGUGGGCUUUGCUCUUUGGAGAAGCUGACUAUCCUAGGAGGCAGCGGGUCAAAUGAAGCUGAUGACGGAUUCCUGUCAUCACUGAGAUCCUUAAACUUCAAGGGAAGUAGCCUGCCCAACCUGCCCAUAAACAUGAGUGGCGUCACUAACCUCUCAAGUCUCAACCUUCACGAUUGUGAACAACUAGUGUUCCUCCUCCACUGCCCUCCUCUUUGUCCAACCUUGAAGCCCGCUUCUGCACUUCGAGCUGAGAAUUUCCUUCUAUGGAAGACACAGAUUUUGGCACUGGUUGAGAGCCAAGAUCUUCAAGGAUUUUUGACUGACAAGGUUGCUGCUUCACCAGAACUUAUCAAUGAUUCUUAUUCUCAGAAACUGGUGCCCAAUCCCCAAUCUACUGUUUGGAAGAAGACUGACCCCUUAACCAAGGGGUGGAUAACCAGCACGCUAUCUGAAAGUGCUCUUGGCCUAGUUGUUGGCUUUGAGACAUCCAAAGAUAUUUGGAGGGCUCUUAUGAAUGCUUUCUCUUGUAAAUCACGUGAAAGAAAAUUUCAUCUCACACAUUUGCUCACUUUGCUUAAUAAGAAUGAUGACUCUAUGGAAGAAUAUAUAGGCAAAUUCAAACGAAUAUGCGACAAUCUUUCAGCUAUUGGAAAAACUGUUGAUGAGGGGGCACAAGUUUAUUGGCUGCUUCAAGGACUUGGAGAAGGAUGCGAAGCGUUUAUUGCAGCCAUGAUUCAUCCACCUACACCUCCUUAUGAAGAGGAGGACAUAGAGCAACCAGCUUCAGAAGAUGAUAGUCUUAUGCGAAGAAAUUAUACUCAUGAGGAGCAAAGAGGUGAAGAAAGAGGUGAGAUUGGCACCCACUCUCAGCUUCUAGAGGUUUCGAUUGACAAGAUGAUGAUCAAUGAACAGUCGGUUCACAAUCAGCUGGAAAACUUGGAACAAGAUCAAGUGCAUAGAAAUAAAGACAGUACUAUGCUAGCUGAUUUACAGCCGGUUCACAAUCAGUUGGAAAACUUGGAACAAGAUCAAGGUGAACAUGAAAUGCUUGACACGUCCACGACUGAAAACUUGGAACAAGAUGCGCAUAAUAUCACUACUAUUUCUCCUUCAACUAUGAUUAGGACGAUGGUCACUAGAUCAAUGGUGGGAACUUUCAAACCAAAUCCCAAGUACGCCAACUUACAUAUUUUGUAUCAAGAUAUUCCUAAAGAACCUUCAAGUGUUAAGGAAGCUCUUGAGAAACCAUGCUGGAAGAAAGCUAUGGAUGAAGAAAUUGAAGCCUUAGAUGAAAAUAAAACCUAG